AUGAGCGCGAGGAAACACGCGCACUGUGCAGGUGAGCCACAAGAGAUCGACGGUGAUGAUGCGCCCGUGUCCAAAAGACAGAGAACAGACAAAGAGAAGAACACUGCGAUGUUACUGUGUGGACAAGUUCCAGAAGAUGAUGAUCCUGCUGUACAAAGAGGAUCCAGUUCCGACGAAAUGAAGGAUUACCUUCAAGACCGAAGCAAAUGUGACUCUACAGGGCCACUGGUGUGGUGGAAAGAAAACCAGGACAGAUACCCCAUGCUCGCUCUGGCUGCGAAGCGACUCCUCUGCAUACCUGCCACCUCCACGCCCGCGGAACGCAUAUUUUCCAAAGCGGGAUUUAUUGUAAAUAAAACCAGGAGCUGUCUGCUUCCCAACAAUGUGGAUAUGUUACUUUUCCUUGCCCACAACUCGUCAAAGGUGGAUUAA
Messenger RNA from Knipowitschia caucasica, 432 nucleotides. NCBI's taxonomy places the organism in Eukaryota, Metazoa, Chordata, Actinopteri, Gobiiformes, Gobiidae. The record is from the annotation of a GenBank genome assembly.